UAGUAGUUACAGCUACUGCACUGCCUUCAGAACCAAGGUCUCAGGUUCGAUUCCCACCUCCGGCUGUAGUACCCUUGAGCAAGGUACUUACUCAUUUUGCCGUUUCAUUUCGCCUUUCGGAGCCAUUUUACGGUGGGUGGUGACGGCGUCCAGUGACUGGAGAAAAACUGGUAAUUCAGCAGCGCGCCGCUUGUGUGUCUUGUGCAGGAAAAGCUGCCUCUCAUCUGUCAGCAUGAACAUUUUCAAGAGCCACAGCGCCGGUGCUAAAGACAACCCCCUGAUGCAGUAUGUGCUCAACCACUCCAUGAGGGAACACCCCGUGCUGAAGCAGCUCAGACUGAAGACAUUUGAAAAUCCCUAUAACUACAUUAUGGUUCCUUGUGAACAAUCUCAGUUCAUGGCCAACCUAGCGAAGCUGAUCAAAGCUAAGAAAGCAAUUGAGAUUGGAGUGUACACUGGGUACAAUGUUCUAAAUAUAGCCUUGGCAUUGCCCGAAGAUGGUUGUAUUGUGGCCUGCGACAUCAAUGAAAACUAUGCCAAUAUUGGCAAGCCUUUCUGGGCAGAGGCUGGCGUUGACCACAAAAUUGACCUCCGCAUACAGCCAGCACUAAAAACACUUGAUGAUCUCCUAGAAGCUGGCGAAGCUGAAACUUUUGACUUCAUCUUCAUCGAUGCUGACAAAAUAAAUUAUGAUUACUAUUAUGAGAAGUCCCUUCAGCUUAUCCGGAAAGGAGGGAUCAUAGCCAUCGAUAAUGUUCUUUGGAGCGGCAGAGUUAUUAACCCAGCAAAGGAUGAUUUAGACACCCAGGCCCUUGAUAAACUGAACAAGAAAAUACAUAAAGAUGUUAGGGUUAAUGUGAGCAUGCUCACUGUGGGAGAUGGUUUAACUUUGGCUUUUAAGUUAUAAAUCAGGCUACAGUGAAAAUCGGGUGGGGAAUCUCCAUUCCAGCAACAUGAAAUCAGUUUUUCCAUUCAAUACCUGAAUAAGAUGUAUCCUUUUUAAUAUUCUGUAUGAUAAUUUGUGUGUGAGUGUCACAGAGAGAGUGUGUUUCACUGAUAUAUGGAUGAGUGACCCAUUGU
Molecule: messenger RNA, 1080 nt
Organism: Scleropages formosus (Asian bonytongue)
Lineage: Eukaryota; Metazoa; Chordata; Actinopteri; Osteoglossiformes; Osteoglossidae
Product: catechol O-methyltransferase domain-containing protein 1
Exons: 7
Coding region: 233-907 (224 amino acids)
Molecular function (GO): O-methyltransferase activity; S-adenosylmethionine-dependent methyltransferase activity
Source: RefSeq, a predicted model, not a curated record